Molecule: messenger RNA, 6689 nt
Organism: Quercus robur (English oak)
Lineage: Eukaryota; Viridiplantae; Streptophyta; Magnoliopsida; Fagales; Fagaceae
Product: disease resistance protein RGA2-like
Exons: 17
Coding region: 159-3710 (1183 amino acids)
Biological process (GO): defense response to other organism
Molecular function (GO): ADP binding; protein binding
Source: RefSeq, a predicted model, not a curated record
AAUCAAAAACCAUUAUUGAGCAGUGGUGCCAUUUACAAAACUGUUGAGAAGGCAAAUAAUUUUUCACAGCAACUUUAAUCUUCGUUUUCCUACAUUUCAUCCUUGCUUCCAGCUUUCUUGUCUGUCUUUCAGCUUUUUCUUUCAUCCAACAAGAAGAAAUGGCCAAUCCAAUCCUGCAUGGCGCUGUGCAGUCAAUCAGUCAAUGGUUGGGAUCCUACACUAUCCAACAGAUUGAAUCGAUAUGGUGUGUCAAAGCUGAGUUCAAAAAAAUGAAUCACACCGUUUCCACUAUUCAUGCUGUACUUGAUGAUGCAGAGGAGCAGCAGGUCGAGAACCACCAAGUCAAGGACUGGCUCUUGAAGCUCAGAGAUGCAGUUUUUGAUGCUGAUGACUUGUUGAGCGAGUUCUCCACUCAUGUAUUGCAGAAAAGAGUGAUGGACAGUGGUAAAAUGCCAAAGAAGGUAAGAAUUUUCUUUUCAAGUUCAAACCAACUUGUUUUUCGUUUUAAUAUGGCUCGCAAUAUAAAGGAUAUGAGAGAGAGGCUUGAUGGUAUAGCAAAUGAUAGGAACAAUUUUCAGUUGAAGUUGGUAGAUCGUCCUUUAGAGACAUGGGUUGUGACUAGGGGGAGGGACCAAACUCACUCAUUUGUACGUGAAGAAGAAGUUAUUGGGAGAGAGGAUGAUAAGAAGGCCAUUAUAGAUCUAUUGUUAGAUUUUGAUAUGGAAGAGAAUGUUUCGUUCAUAUCCGUAGUGGGAAUGGGAGGGCUAGGGAAAACCACACUUGUUCAAUAUGUAUACAACGAUGAGGAGGUCACGGCUUAUUUUGAGUUAAAGAUGUGGGUGUGUGUUUCUGAUGUCUUUGACGUAACAGCCAUUGUUGAAAAGAUAAUUGCAUCCGCAACUAAUGAAAGACCUAAAAACCUUGAAAUGGAUCAACUGCAAAAUGAGCUUCGCAAAAAUCUUAACCAAAAGAAGUACUUACUUGUGAUGGAUGAUGUGUGGAAUGAGGACGAAGAAAUAUGGUGUACUUUGAGAACUCUUUUGUUGGAUGGUUCAAAGGGAAGUAAGGUACUAAUAACUACACGGACUGAGUUAGUUGCAGAUAUUACUAGCACAGUCUCACCAUAUUUUUUAAAAGGCCUAUCAGAGAAUCAAUCUUGGUCAUUAUUUAAGCAAAUGACAUGGGGAAAAAAGCAAGAGAUUGUCAAUCCUAACCUAGAAGCAAUUGGAAGGGACAUUGUAGAAAAAUGUUGUGGAGUGCCUCUUGCUAUAAAGACAAUAGGAAGAGUAUUAUACUUCAAAAAAACCGAAGCUGAAUGGUUAUAUAUUAAGAAUAAUGAACUCACAAAUGUAAUUCAGCUAAGAGAUUGUAUUAUACCUGUUUUAAAAUUGAGUUACAAUCAUCUCCCAUCACAUUUAAAGUGUUGUUUUGCAUAUUGUUCAUUAUUUCCCAAAAAUUAUUUGAUUGAUAAGUUUACAUUGAUACAACUAUGGAUAGCACAAGGAUUUAUCCAAUCAUCAGAAGAAAAUCUACAAUUAGAGGAAGUUGCUAAUGAGUAUUUCAUGGAUCUACAUUGGAGGUCUUUCUUCCAAGAAGCAGUAGAAGAUCAAGGAAGGAAUAUGUUCUUUAAAAUGCAUGAUUUAAUCCAUGAUCUUGCACAAUCAAUCUCAAGGAUUGAGUGUACACUGGUUGAUUCUAAUGCAAAAAAUGUCAAUGAAAAAGUUCGUCAUCUAUCAUUUCCAUCUUACCAUUCUUCAUUCUUUGAGGAGAAUUUAACCUUGUUGGUUAAAGCAAACAAGAUACGCACAUUUAUUUUGACGAGUGAUCCUUAUUUGACUAGAUUUGAUCAGGCAAGUUAUAAACAAUCAGUAUUUGAUGAUUUACCUAUUUUGCUACAUUUUGCCAUCAUUGAUGGAAGAAUGGAAGAAUCAACUCUUAAAACACUUAUUUUGACUUUUAAAUACUUGCGUGUAUUCGACCUACAUGGCUUACAAAUGGUAACUGUGCCAAAAUUUGUAGGUAAGAUGAUGCACUUGAGCUACCUUGACCUUUCCUAUAAUGAUAUUGAAUUUCUCCCUAGAUCUAUUACUAGACUGGUAAAUUUGCAAACAUUAAAGCUUAUUCAUUGUAAAGAGCUCAGGGAAUUGCCAAAAGACAUUCAAAAGUUGGUCAGGCUCAAGCACCUUCACAUAAAUGGUUGUAAGAAUUUGACUCAUCUGCCAUGUGGAUUAGGACAAUUGACUUGUCUUCAAACAUUAAGCUUAUUUGUUGUGCGUAAGGACCUUGUAGGCUCCUCCAAGCACUACGGUGAAUUAGAUGAAUUGAACAAGCUAAAUGAAUUGAGAGGAAAAAUAGAGAUUAAAAAUUUGGCAUGGGUGAUAGAUGCCACCUCGAAGAGUAAGGUUGCAAAUUUGAAGGAGAAGCAGCAUCUCAGUGAGUUGGAAUUAGCAUGGAAUCCGAACGAUGAUGUUGGCAUAGAAGCUGAUCAUGAUAAUGAAAGUUUGUUAGAUGGUCUCCAACCACACCAAAGUUUAAAAAUUUUGAGAGUGGAGGGAUACAGGGGUGUAAGAUUUUCAAGUUGGCUUUCAUCGCUAACAAAUCUAGUUGAAUUAUAUGUAGAGAGUUGUAAGAAGUGCCAACAUUUGCCACCUUUGUGCCAACUCCCAUCUCUCGAAGUACUACAUGUUCGGAAUAUGGAUGGUCUGGAGUACAUAUCAGACCAAGAUAUCAUUGCUUCAAUGGGAUCAUCAGGGACAACAUUUUUCCCAUCCCUAUGUGUACUCAUUCUCGAGUAUUGUCCUAAUCUAAAGAAGUGGUGGAGGAGGGAUAUCGUUGAUAACGGUGAUGUGGCAACAACAUCAACAUCAACAUCAUCAAGUCAUCAAUAUCAGCAACAGAUAUCACUACCUUACUUUCCUCGUCUUUUAUUCUUGCAUAUACUGGAUUGCGAUAAACUGUCUUGCAUGCCGUUGUUUCCACAUCUUGAUCGGCUUAUUUUGAGAAAUGCCAGCUGGAAGCCUUCGCAACAGACAAUGGCGAUGACGAUGAAUACGGUAGAGGCUUCUUUAUUACCCUCCUCCUCCUCCUCCUCCUCCUCUCCUCUCUCCGGAUUGCACUGGUUGAACAGGUUGACUUUGGAAAACAUCCAGGACAUAGAGUCUCUGCCAGAGGAGUGGCCGCAAAAUUUGAUUUCUCUUGAGAGAUUGGACAUUUGGCGGUGCCCCAGGCUAACAUCUCUAUCUCGAUUUAUGCAAUAUCUCACCUCCCUUAAGAGUUUGACAAUUGGACGCUGCGAGUUGGUUGAUCAGUUCAGUGACGACACAGAAUGUCAUCUCUCUACAUCUACGUGCCUCCAGAAUUUGGUUUUCACAGAAAUUUCAAAACUGGAAUCUCUCCCGGCGUAUCUUCAACAAGUUACCACUCUCCAAAAGCUCGAAGUUUCUGCAUGUCCCAGUUUCUUGACUUUACCGGAAUGGAUCGGUAACCUCACAUCACUUCGAAAGAUUGUAAUUGAAAACUGCCCCAAACUGACAUCACUACCCGAAGGAAUGAGUCGCCUAACCUCUUUACAGAUGCUGAGAAUCUUCAAUUGUCCCCAAUUAGAGCAAAGAUGCGAGAAGAGAAAUGGCGAGGAUUGGUACAAGAUUGCUCAUGUCCCAUUUUAUUCCAAUGCACCAUUGGAUAUGGAUGAUUUGCUUGGGAAUUUUUGAAAUUUUGGAAGCACAAUAUGAAUUACUGAAUAACUCAUAUCCUGAACAAAUGUUGGGAGCAGAUGUAUCUGGUUCGUUAUCAAUUUUUUACGAUUGCUGUAAGGGAUGCUGGCAGCAUAGUUCCUACAAUCCAAGGUAUUGAUGCUUUUGUAAUUCUCAUAAGCACUGUGCUGAAGAUGAAACCUGACUUUGAUCCAAGCAAAGGUCGAAGCCCUGGGUUUUAUUUCGAAGAUGGCGCAUAUCCUAAACAGCCAAGGUUGCAAGAGUGAAGCAAAUUGUGUUCGUUGGCUCUAUGGGGGGAGCAAACCCAAAUCAUCCCUUGAACAGCUAGAUUAACAGCAAUAUGUUUGGUGUGGAAGAUAAAGGCUAAGCAGUAUUUGGCUAACUCCGGUAUUUCAUACAGAAAUGCAGUUGCUAGCAUCAAAGAGAGCUGCCAUUGACAAUAAAGUGGAGUUCAGGCUUAGCAAACAAGCUCUUGCUGCAGGAUUUACUUGGUUGGUUGGCAAUCACUUUUGACACCUUCAGUAUGCUAAUUUUUUAAGGCUUCAUGAUAUAGAAACAAGCAUAAAGAAAACAUUUGAAAGGGUGCCAGCAGGAAACAGGGGACAAAUGCAAAAAAUUGCUCCACAUCCUGGAGUUUGGAAGGGAAGAACUUGUCCAUCAGAUUGCUAUAAGGGAUGCUGGCAGCAUAGUUCCUACAAUCCAAGGUAUUGAUGCUCUUGUAAUUCUCAUAAGCACUGUGCUGAAGAUGAAACCUAACUUUGAUCAAAGCAAAGGUUGAAGCCCUGGGUUCUAUUUCGAAGAUGGAGCAUAUCCUAAAUAGGUCAUUAGUACAUUUGCUGAUCUUUGGAUGGCGAUAUGUUUUUGUUUUCUGUUAUUCGUCCUACUGUUCAUGGCAUAUUUUUGCUUCAUAAGUUGAUUGGAUUGGACAGAAAAACCAAAUAGACGCUGGUGGAGUAUUGCUUUCCUCCUUUUCACUUAGUCAAAUUUUGUUUACUGCUUGGAGAUGGUUGUAGCUAGACGGGCAGUACUCUUUGCGACGGAAAUUGGCCUUCAACAAUGCCACUUUGAAGGUGACUCAGAAAUUGGAAUAAAGGCGCUACAAAAUGGUGACAUACUUUCCUCAUCCUUUGGUCAUUUAGUUAGAGACACUUUAAUUCAUGUAACCUCCCUUAGGAGUUUUUCUUUCUCUCAUAUUGUUAGGCAAGGCAAUACGGUUGCGCAUGCUUUAGCCCAGAGUGCAAGGCUUUCUUUCCCUUUGAUAGUUUGGAUGGACCAAGGUUGCGAGAGUGAAGCAAAUUGUGUUGGUUGGCUCUAUGGGUGGAACAAACCCAAAUCAUCCCUUGAACAGCUAGAUUAACAGCAAUAUGUUUGAAAUGCAGUUGCUAGCAUCGUAGAGAGCUGCCAUUGACAAUAAAGUGGAGUUCAGGCUUAGCAAACAAGCUCUUGCUGUAGGAUUUACUUUGUUGGUUGACAAUCACUUUUGACACCUUCAGUAUGCUAAUUUUUUAAGGCUUCAUGAUAUAGAAGCAAGCAUAAAGAAAACAUUUGAAAGGGUGCCAGCAGGAAACAGGGGACAAAUGCAAAAAAUUGCUCCACAUCCUGGAGUUUGGAAGGGAAGAACUUGUCCAUCAGAUUGCUAUAAGGGAUGCUGGCAGCAUAGUUCCUACAAUCCAAGGUAUUGAUGCUCUUGUAAUUCUCAUAAGCACUGUGCUGAAGACGAAACCUGACUUUGAUCCAAGCAAAGGUCGAAGCCCUGGGUUCUAUUUCGAAGAUGGAGCAUAUCCUAAAUAGAAAAACCAAAUAGACGCUGGUGGAGUAUUGCUUUCCUCCGUUUCACUUAGUCAAAUUUUGUUUACUACUUGGAGAUGGUUGCAACUAGACGGGCAGUACUCUUUGCGACGAAAAUUGGCCUUCAGCAAUGCCACUUUGAAGGUGACUCAGAAAUUGGAAUAAAGGCGCUACAAAAUGGCAAGGCAAUACGGUUGCACAUGCUUUAGCCCAAAGAGCAAGGCUUUCUUUCCCUUUGAUAGUUUGGAUGGACCAAGGUUGCGAGAGUGAAGCAAAUUUUGUUGGUUGGCUCUAUGGGUGGAACAAACCCAAAUCAUCCCUUGAACAGCUUGAGUAACAACAAUAUUUUUGAGAUGCAGUUGCUAGCAUCAAAGAGAGCUACCAUUUACAAUGAAGUGGAGUUCAAGCUUAGCAAACAAGCUCUUGUUGUAGGAUUUACUUGGUUGGUUAAAAAUCAUUUUUGACAACUUCAGUAUGCUAAUUUUUUACAGCUUCAUGAUAUAGAAACAAGCACAAAGAAAACAUUUGAAAGGGUGCCAGCAGGAAACAGGGGACAAAUGCAAAAAAUUGCUCACAUCCUGGAGUUUGGAAGGGAAGAACCUGUCCAUCAUUGGUUCCAAAAGCCUUCCCAAAUAGGUUUUAUUAUGGGUGGUGAAUUUGAGAAACAAGAAGGUUUGGAACAUCAUUUCAAUUUUGCUUGAAGACCUUUGAUGAUUUAAUCAGUUUCAAAAAUUCUAUGGAAGAAGAAGGUUAUGAUGUUGGUGAGGCAAGCAUGUGGCAUAGGAGAAUUGGAUCAAAGAUAGGAUUUGAAGAGUGGACAGCCCUCAUGACUGCAGUCAUGUUUGGAAGAAAGGCUUGAAGUUGAAACCAGUCGUGUCAAUGUUAACAAGGCUUGGUUUAAUUGGGCCAUGACACUUAUGUUACUGCUUGGGGAUUUCCUAUUUCAGCUGAGGCUAUGAAACUCUUGCCUGAUGCUUCUGCACUUCAUUCUGUCAUGUUGCAAAGUUUGACAAUGUACACCAUUUUCAUUUUAUCCAAGCUGUUUCUUUGCUUUAAAGUAAUUGAAUUUAAGUAAUAUUGUGUAAUAGAACAUGUAUAUAUUUGGACUGGAUGUUGUAUUCUAUAGUCAUGCAUUUGGGGUCUGAAUUGUACCAUAAGUGUGGAAAAUGGGAACCUCUAUUUAAUUUC